Messenger RNA from Vigna umbellata (rice bean), 793 nucleotides. Lineage: Eukaryota; Viridiplantae; Streptophyta; Magnoliopsida; Fabales; Fabaceae. The record is from RefSeq and is a predicted model, not a curated record.
UAUGACAUUACAUUGCAAUUACAAACUUCUUUUUGUUUGUAGAUAACUCCCAUGCAUGUGGAGAAUGCUCGAGAAGUCCCAGAGUAUGAGAUUGAUCCUUCUGAACUCGAUUUUACUAAUAGUGUUUGCAUAACAAAGGGAACUUUCCGGAUUGCAUUAUGGCGUGGAACUCAGGUUGCUGUCAAGACACUUGGGGAGGAAGUGUUCGCUGAUGAUGAUAAAGUAAAAGCAUUUCAUGAUGAGCUUACAUUGCUUGAGAAAAUAAGGCAUCCAAAUGUAGUUCAGUUUUUGGGUGCUGUAACCCAAAGCACCCCAAUGAUUAUCGUCACAGAAUUUCUACCCCAGGGGGAUCUUCGUGCAUACAUGAAGCGGAAAUGUGCAUUAAAACCAGUAACAGCUGUAAAAUUUGCACUUGAUAUUGCUAGGGGUAUGAACUAUUUGCACGAACAUAAACCUGAAGCCAUUAUACACCGAGAUCUUGAGCCUUCGUAUGUUUUACACACUCCUACCCUGUCUAGUUGAUUUUAUCAUUCUUCCUCCACGUGUGUGAAGUGUCAUGGAUUUUUCAGUUGAAACAUGCAUUUUUCAUUCAUUCUUUGAAUGGUUGAAACUGUUUAAAGUUUCUUCAUUGUACUUGAGUAAGACAACAGAAAUAUUUUGCGGGAUGAUUCUGGGCAUCUGAAAGUUGCAGACUUUGGAGUUAGCAAGUUGCUUAAAGUCGCUAAAACAGUCAAGGAAGACAAACCCGUGACAAGCCUGGAUACAUCAUGGCGAUACGUUGCACCAGAAGUCU